AUGAGGGCCACGCAGCUCGCUCCAAACCAGCCUCUCGCCUUCAUGCGCCAAGGUGCGGCGUGGCUGGCGUUGGGCAAGAAGGACGAAGCCAAGGCCGCCUUCACCCAAGGCUACCAAGCCGCAACCACCACCGGCAGUAGCGCUGCCGCCACCACUCCCCUCCCCGCGUCCUCCUGCGCUGACCUUGAGUUCGCGCUGCGCCUGCACACGCUCUCCCUCGACCCCUCCUCCCCGCUAUCCCCAACGCCCAAGCUCGCUUCUCCCUCUCAGCAGACUCCCUCUGCAAACGCGUCUCCUGCGUCUCCUUCCUCUGCGAAUCCCCCUCGCACACCGUCUCCCUCGUCCUCACAUCGCGCUCCUGCUGCCACUUCUGCUGCCCAGAAUGGGUGUGUGAUUGUAGAGACGGGCUCUGGGGAUGCAUCAUCACGUAGUGCAAAAGAGAAGGGGGCCAAUGGGGAGGUUGCAACUGUGGAGGCGCGGGGAGAUGCUUCACCUAAGGAGCAGAAGAAAGAGGGGAAGAAGAAGGGGGGUCGAGAAGGAGAGAGAAGGGAAGGGAGUGGCGGAGGCGAGGACAGAGGGAAAGGGAGCAGUGGCGGAGGGAAGGGGUUGGGAGGAGCACGCGGCAGCCUGGCAUUGGAUUUGUUGAUUUCCCUUGGGAUCAACCAAGUCAAUUCAGGCAAGCUUGACGAUGCUGUCAAGACCUUCAAUCAGGUUCUGGAGACAGACGGGCGGGCGCUGGGUGCGCUGGUGGGGCGGGGCACAGCACGGGCUCUGCAGCGCAAGCUCAAAGAGGCCGUGGCUGAUUUCACUGCUGCGAUUGAGAUUGAGCCGCGGGCAGCAGAGGCGUGGAAGCGGCGAGCGCAGGCGAGGGCUGCUCUGGGGCAGAUGGACGAGGUGAUUGAGGAUUUCACUCGAGCGUUCACCAUCGACCCCUCGUCCACGGAUGUGCUAGCUGAGAGGGGAGUGGUGUAUGUGAAGCAGCGCAACUACCGUGCAGCCAUUUCGGAUCUAAAGACCUCUCUGGAUUCCAAUCCGAAAGAUGCCAACGCGUAUAACUUCCUGGGCUUGGCGCUGACGGGCACAGGGGCGUGCAUGGAGGGCGUUGCGGCGUACAAGAAGGCUGUGGCCCUGCGCGCAGAUUUCAAGGAUGCGUGGGUUAACAUGGGGCAGGCUUAUAAGGAGUACGGCGAUGCAGAAAACGCAGCCAAGUGCUACCAGAAGGCAUUGGACGCGGACUCAAGCUUUGCCACGGUGUACCGCUACUGGGCGCUGCUCAAGCACGGCGUGGGCGACCACAGAGGCGCGUCCCAGAUGGCGCAAAAGGGGCUGAGGUUGGAGAGGAGCAACAUCGAGCUCAUGUACUCGUAUGCCUCCUCCGAGCAUGCCGUGGGGGAAUACGCCACUGCCGUGCGCACGUAUGAUGAGAUGCUGGGCGUGGAGACAGACUCGGAGUCGAAGCUGCUGCAGUUCCUCGGCUUCUACCAGCGCGAGAUUGCUCUCUACACUCUCUCCAAGCACUCCCACCCGCUCGCCCACUUCAGCCUUGACAGAGACCUCGACCCCUUCUUCAAGGAAGCGUGGUGCAAGAAGCUUCCCCCCACGCUGCUCUUCCCAGGCUACACCACCCAGCCAGUCCCACCCUCCAUCGCCGUGCGUCUGGGCAAGAAAGCCUCCUCUGCUGCAGGGGGCAGCAGCAGCGGCGGUGGCAGCAGCGGCAGUGGCGGCGGUGGUGGCGGUGGGGGCGGCAAGAGCGGUGGGAAUCCCGAGGUGCAGAGGCUGCUGGAACUAGCUGAUCGGAUAGGCCGGCUCACGCAGUACUCGUGCCCUGGCUUCCAUGCCAACGUCCGCCAGUAUCGCAUGGCGGGCCUUGCUGCCAUAGAAAUCGCCCAGGCUGUAGCAGCCGCUUGGGAACAGCGCGAGGAGGAGGCUGCUGCUGCUACAGCUGCUGCCGCUGCUGCUACAGCUGCUGGUAGCGCAUCUCCUGCUUCCGCUGCAGCAGCAGCCGUUCUUGCUGAGCUGGAGGAUGGAGGCACUGACAUGUCGUCCUUCUCCAAGUCAUCAUCUGCUGACGUGUCAUUGUCUCCUGUGCCUUCCUCUGAUGACGUGUCAUCACUUCAUUUGGACGAUUCUCUGAUGGAUGAUGGGGGUAGCAGCAGUGGAAGCGAGGCAGUGGCAGGCGGAAGCAGAAGUCAGGAGGAGAGGAGGAAGGGAGGGAAAAGUGGUGGGGGAAAAGGAGGGAAGAGCAAGGGCGGAAAGGGAGGAGGGCGGGGGAAAGGAGGAGGUGGAAGCGGAGGGAAAGGUGUCUCUGCAAGCGCAGCAGGGGUUGGGGCAGGCUCAGGCGCAGGGCAAGGGAAGGGGGGUGUGACAACAAAGGGAGUGCAGAUAAAGGGGUGGAGGGAUGCAUACUCCAUUGCUGUGCGCUGGAGGCAGCUGUCAGAGCCGUGUGACCCGGCUGUAUGGGUGGACAUGCUCACGGAGAAAGAGUUUCGAGCGGGCUUUGGGUCUCACACACCCAUACUUAUUGGGCAGACUAAGGUGGUGCGCUACCAUGCUAACUUCGACAGGGCGUUUGCAAUAAUGAAGGAGGAGAUGCUGCGGUCGGGUGCGGUGCACAACGCUGCUAACAACCGAGUGGCCGUCGAUGCACCCGCCCAGAAAGCAGCUGUGGCCUCAGCCAAGGCGUGUGAGGAUCUGUAUCGGGUGGUGGGGGAGGAUUUCUGGAUCGUCACGCCCUGCUACAGCAUGGUGGACCCGGGGAAGGUUCUCGAGGGCACACGACUCACCCUUGUGAAGACCCCCACGGGGUUUGACUUUGCCAUCCGCACGCCCGGCACGCCCUCACGCUGGGCGGACUACGACGCAGAGAUGGCAGCUGCAUGGGAGGACUUGUGCGCAGUGGUGGGGGAGAAGAUGCAGGGGGGGGCAUGGAGGCCGCCUCUUGGUCCUUCUAUGGCACGAUUCCAGCGAGCCGUGCUGCGCCUCGCCUACUACUGGUACAACUUCAUGCCGUUGGCACGUGGAACAGCCAUGGUGGGGUAUGUGGUGACACUGGCGCUCUUCCUCGCGGCCCAACUUCAGGUCACCGCCACCAUCCCGGCCAAACUGCAGGCAUGCACUCCAGCACAUGUGUGGAAGGGAGCAAGAGACACAUGUGUGGCAUUUCUGCAUGUGUUGUCACCGCUUCUGCCUGCCCGCGCUCAUGUCCACCGUUUUAUCCUUCUUGUAAACUCGCCUGUCCUCACGAAUCCUUACCCCGCCCCACCCAUCUCCUUCCCCCCCUUCCCUGCUCUCCCCAAACGUCGGCAGGUGGACUGGGAGGCGAUUCUCUCAUCGCGCUUUGAAACCUUUGCCUCGGCAGUCAUGCCAUGGCUCUCCCCCUCAGUCACGCCCCUCACCGACCCCACGCUGCCCUCCUUCCCCUUGCUCACCUCCACCCUGCCCACCGUCGCGUCUGCUGUUGCCGCCCUCUCCUCGCCCCCAACAUCCUCCCUGACGCAGCGGCUGCGUCCGACUGGUCAGAAUCUUUCCCGUGCGCACGCCUCCCCCUCGAGCAGCCUGCCUCGCUCCGCUCCUUGCGCCCCUCCCAUGCCUCUUCUCCCCCUUGUGCCCUUUCCCUUUGGCGCGACCUACAGCGUGGUUGCGAGGCGGCGAUGCUUCCGACGGGGUAGCUCCUAUUCUUCCUGCCACUCCCCUCGCCCCUCUCGCCCCUUUUCUUUCCGCUGCCGUGGCCGCCGUUUCCCUCCCCUUCCCCCUCCCCCGGCGCUUCCCAGCGCCACUUUGAUUUCUCCCGCCAUUCACCACCAGCAACCGGUGCGCCGCUGCCAUUUUCCCCCCUUGGCGGACUUCCCCCAGCUGUCUCAUUUCUUCCCGGACUACAACCCCGCCUUCCCCCCGUGUUGCCCCUCCUUGCUCCCCCACAGCCCUUCCCCCAUUUCCUGCGUCCGCCCGCCAAUCAGGAGAGAGCACGAGGGCGCUCGAGCUCCCCUCUGCGUGAAGCGCGCCGAGCUGGCGCGGAAGGAGGCGGGUGAGGAGCGGGAGAAGCAGCAGCGCGGCAGAGUUCAUCCCCGCGACUCGCGCAGAUCGGCGGAAACGUGGGAUGGGAGUGCGUGGGAUGGGAGUGCGUGGGAUGGGAGUGCGUGGGAUGGGAGUGCGUGGGAUGGGAGUGCGUGGGAUGGGAGUGCGUGGGAUGGGAGUGCGUGGGAUGGGAGUGCGUGGGAUGGGAGUGCGUGGGAUGGGAGUGCGUGGGAUGGGAGUGCGUGGGAUGGGAGUGCGUGGGAUGGGAGUGCGUGGGAUGGGAGUGCGUGGGAUGGGAGUGCGUGGGAUGGGAGUGCGUGGGAUGGGAGCGCGUGGGAUGGGAGUGCGUGGGAUGGGAGUGCGUGGGAUGGGAGUGCGUGGGAUGGGAGUGCGUGGGAUGGGAGUGCGUGGGAUGGGAGUGCGUGGGAUGGGAGUGCGUGGGAUGGGAGUGCGUGGGAUGGGAGUGCGUGGGAUGGGAGUGCGUGGGAUGGGAGUGACGAGUUGCGUUGUGAUAGGGGCGCAUUUCUGAUUGGUUUGCCGCGCUUCGAUGUACUGGCGACCCACGGGCGCGCGCGAGCGGCGCGAAUGACGCUGCCGCACCACAGCUGCCUCACGCCCAUGUUCAUGCCCGUGGGCACGCAAGGCACAAUCAAAGGCCUGACAGCGCAACAAUUAGGCGAGCUGGGCUGCCAGGUGGUGCUGGGGAACACAUACCACCUCGCCAACCGCCCCGGCGCUGACGUCAUCGCUGAGGCGGGCGGGCUGCAUGCGUUCAUGGACUGGCCGCGUGGACUGCUCACCGACUCGGGGGGGUUCCAGAUGGUGUCGUUGCUGCACCUGGCGGACAUCACAGAGCAGGGGGUGGAGUUCCAGUCGCCAGUGGACGGCACGCGCAUGCUGCUCACGCCUGAGGAGUCCAUUGCUAUUCAGAACAAGAUCGGUGCUGACAUCAUCAUGGCUCUGGAUGACGUGGUCAGCAGCCUGGUGUCAGGCCCGCGCAUCGAGGAGGCGACACAUCGCACGCUGAGGUGGAUGGACCGAUGCAUGCAGGCCCACAGCCGGCCGCACGACCAGAACCUCUUUGGGAUUGUGCAGGGAGGGCUGGACCCUAAGCUCAGGGACAUCUGUCUGAAGGGGCUCAUUGACAGAGACCUACCCGGGUACGCUGUUGGUGGGUUGGCGGGCGGCGAGGACAAGGAGUCGUUUUGGCGUGUAGUGGCGCAGUGCACGGCAGCCCUGCCGGCCAACAAGCCAAGAUACGUCAUGGGAGUGGGGUACCCAUUGGACAUAGUGGUGUGCUCCGCCCUGGGGGCAGACAUGUACGACUGUGUCUACCCCACGCGCACGGCACGCUUCGGCACGGCUCUGAUACCAGAGGGCGUGUUGAAGCUCAAGCAUGCUGCAAUGGCGAAUGACCACCGCCCCAUCGACCCCUCCUGCUCCUGCCUGGCGUGCCGCAGCUUCUCACGCGCCUACCUGCACUCGCUGGUGACCAAGGACCCUGUUGGCUGCCACCUGCUCACCAUCCAUAACAUCGCUUACAUGAUGCAGCUCACAAGGUCAAUGCACAACGCCAUUCUUAAUAACACCUUCCCCAGCUUUGUGGUUGAUUUUCUCCAAAAACAGUUCCCGCGGGGCGACGUGCCGCAGUGGGUGCAGGCGGCCAUGCAGGCUGCUGCCAUUGACAUUUCCCCAGCUCUGCACCCGGCCCGCGUGUUGUGA
Closterium sp. Naga37s-1 is the source of this 5736-nucleotide messenger RNA. NCBI's taxonomy places the organism in Eukaryota, Viridiplantae, Streptophyta, Zygnematophyceae, Desmidiales, Closteriaceae. The record is from the annotation of a GenBank genome assembly.